Molecule: messenger RNA, 942 nt
Organism: Danaus chrysippus (African queen)
Lineage: Eukaryota; Metazoa; Arthropoda; Insecta; Lepidoptera; Nymphalidae
Source: the annotation of a GenBank genome assembly
AUGUUAAAAACAGAAGAUUAUGAAGAUAUUCCAGAAGAGAGUAACAUAAGCACGUCAGUAGACUCAGAGAGUAAUGAAGUAUUUAAUUCUAGUAGCAGAGAAAAACCACGGAGAUUAAUUAUGUAUCAAGAUACUAAUAAUACACAUGAAGUCGGCAAUGAAUUUUUGAAUGCAACAUUAAAAAACGACACCAGUUAUCAUUCAGCCUCAAGUUGCAACAAGGCGUUAGCAAGCUAUCCGUUCUCUGUGUCUAUUCAGAAGAAAGGAUCGCAUUAUACUUCAGGUGCUUUGAUUGGCAAGAAAUGGAUUGUGACCGUUGCUAGUGAAUUUUACAAUAUAAGAGAAACGAUUAAGUUAUUUAGAGCAAGGCUGGGAACAGUGAAUUGCAAAAAAGGGGGUUUAUUGGUGCCAAUAAAACAAAUUGAAAUACAUCCAUCAUAUGUAUAUAAACAACCAAAUUUUGAUAUAUCAAUGCUAAAAAUUGGUCAUCUUUUUGAUUUUUCUGACCUUAUAAAACCAAUCGCUUUAACUGAUGUUACGGAGAAGAUUGUCAGUGCAAGUUUCUUGACAACUUAUUGGCCUAGAUUGAUUGUCAACGGUAGAGUGCUGGAGCAAACAGCAAAGGAAAGAAUGAAACAAAACAGCAUGAGAGUUUCAACACAGAAAAUGAUUGUUUGGGAAAAAUGCUUUGAUUUAAUGAAAGCACAAAACCAGACCUUAGACGAAUCGACUCUAUGUUUAAUACCAAUAAAGUCCCAUCAUAGUCCUUGCAUGCCCGAUGCUGGAGCGCCGAUUACAGCUGAAGAUGGUCUUUGGGGGAUCACUUCUGGAUGGACCCUAGAUGAAUGUCCCACAAAAAAUAGUCCCACACUUGUAACAAGAAUCUCUUCUUCAGCCAUAAGAACCUGGUUAGAUAAAUUACUGGAGUCUGAUAAAAAGUAA